ACACAAAAUUAAAUGAAAGUUCAAGUUGGACCCAAGGAAAAGAAAGAGCAUCACGUAUUUAUUAAAUGUAGCGAUAGACAUUCUUAUAUUCAUGUACUGUAGUUCCUGAUUUGGCCUUGUUGUGGCGGUAACGCUGCAAGAAGUAGAAGUUUUGAUCUCUUCUCAAGAGAACAAGGAAGCGCCACUACGACAGCAGAAUGACUGUCAACUGCAUGACGUAGUUGUCCGUUGAUUCUCCUUUCGGUUGCUAAAUAAGCUAACUAUCUCCACCGCAGAAAUGGAGGCUGCAGGAGGAGAUGAGAGUAUGGAUGUGCAAGGGGAAGCGGUGGAACCGAGCUUUUCUGGACACCGACAGACUUCUGUAAAGCCUGUUUGGACUUCGCUAGAGGAAGCAGCCCAAAUGAAGACGGAAGGGAAUGUUUUCUACAAGGAGAAGAACAUUCGCUCGGCCAUUGGGCGUUAUCACCGAGCUCUGCUGGUUCUCAGAGGCCUCGAUUCUGAUGUGAUGGCGUCAGUGAAAGGGUUUGCGCCUGAGAUACCUGCUCUCACACCUGAACAGGAGGCUUUACUGAGAAACACACAAGUGGACUGCUACAACAACUUAGCUGCCUGUUUGUUGCAGAGACAGAGUGUUGACUAUUCUCGUGUGCGGGACUACAGCCUGCGGGUGCUGCAGUGGCGGCCGGGUGAUGUCAAGGCACUGUACAGGGCAGGAGUAGCCACUCUGGAGAUGGGAGAUGCACAGACUGCCAAACAGUACCUCACCCAGGCCUGCAGAGAGCAGCCUAAUGAUGCCAAUGUGAGGAAACAGCUGCAGAGGGCCGAGGAGAAACUGAGUCAUGAUUUACAAAAAGAGAGGGCCAUGUACCGAGGCAUGUUUUCCCCCAGCCCGAAGAGCAACUCCGAAGAAGGCAUUUACCAAACCCACAGAGCCAGUGAAGGAGUUUUAGCCAGCCAGCUCAGCCCACCAAAUGAAGCCUCAAACUGAGAGAGACUCUGUUCAACUGAUUACAAACCAACUGAAGAAUGUUCACACAUAUUGACUCGUGUGACCUUUUAGGUGUGCAUCAGGUGAGCAUAGGAAAGUAAGAAUUGAAAAUUACACAGAGGACUGGGAGGCAGUCGUAAUGAAACGAAAGAUGUCGCUGCUGAAAAUAGAAAGGAGAGGAUGGGGGAAGUUUAGUUUCCUAGCAACACGGAUGCAAAGCUGUAUUUAGUUUGGAUAUUUCACAAAAAUGCUUUUGAAAGCUAAAGUGACAAUGCACUAAAAGUUCUGAUUUCGCCUACAUCAUUGCAGCUGUUUGGUCAGUACUGUGAAUGCGAUUUUGUGAGUUUUCAAGUAAAAUAUUUUUUUUAAAUAAAUAACCUCCAGUCUCUGUCUCUUUAACAAACUCAUUUGAUUAUAUAAUGCAAUAAGGUAGUUCAGGCACAGUACAAGUUUAGUUAUUGGUUCUUUUAUUAUUUGUAAGCCAUGAGAAGCCACAUCUUGUCUCAAAUAACGCAUCAAUAUCUUUAAUCAUUCCAUAUUUAUUUGAAAAUCCUGAGCACAAUAUCAAGUUAAAGAGUAUUUGCUUGGUUUUGGUCAUUAUCUGGCCAAUAUGAUUGUACUUCAGAGGCACUGCUACCCUUAAAAACGGAGGAAUAUCACACUCUCACAAUAGCUAUAAUCACUGAACUAGUCACAGAGCAGCAUGCAGAAGUAUACAGAUACACAUUCAUACUCAUGGUUACAGGAGGGUUCUGCUUAUAACUAAUAUGAGUUCAUAUUUAAUAUCUUUAAAUUGGGCUUUAGACGUUAAAUCCUUUGAAACAACAUUCACACUUUGAAAAACUCCACUGAAACCCACAGUAGUAAAGAAGAUUUGUAGUUCUUUGCAGCUCCUAAAAGGAAUUGUUCACCCCAACAGUUGUAGCCUAUGUUUUCUUCACUGACAUUUCGAUGUGGGCCUUGCUGCACCCUACGGUGCUCACUUUUGCUACUGUAGGGUGCACAAUCUACAAUAAUACAUUGUCAGUGAGAAAAGACUUUAGGCAACAAUGAAAUCAAUUGGCUGCAAAGCACUGUGAUUAUGCUGACAUUUUGUCGUUUUUUGGGAGGCUAUAAAGUGUCUGUAAAAAUAUACGAAAACAUUACUGAGAUGAAUGACGUGAGCCAAGAGCAAAAUUAAUAGCAGGUUUUACAGACUUUAUGUGCCUGAGAGGAACUUCCAUCAUACUAGAAGGUCUAGACUAGAAGAUAUCUUAUAGCCAGUAUCAUAAAACCAGUGCAUCUGUCUAAUCAAUC
Molecule: messenger RNA, 2284 nt
Organism: Anarrhichthys ocellatus (wolf-eel)
Lineage: Eukaryota; Metazoa; Chordata; Actinopteri; Perciformes; Anarhichadidae
Gene: ttc9c
Product: tetratricopeptide repeat domain 9C
Exons: 4
Coding region: 278-988 (236 amino acids)
Molecular function (GO): protein binding
Source: RefSeq, a predicted model, not a curated record